Molecule: messenger RNA, 1461 nt
Organism: Fukomys damarensis (Damara mole-rat)
Lineage: Eukaryota; Metazoa; Chordata; Mammalia; Rodentia; Bathyergidae
Gene: Mrpl3
Product: mitochondrial ribosomal protein L3
Exons: 10
Coding region: 153-1196 (347 amino acids)
Biological process (GO): translation
Cellular component (GO): ribosome; mitochondrial large ribosomal subunit
Molecular function (GO): structural constituent of ribosome
Source: RefSeq, a predicted model, not a curated record
UCGGGAGGCUCUAUUUCCGGAGCGGAUGAAAUUGGCGGACGUGGGAUGGCUUCUCAAAGGUUGAAGUAAACGCGUGGUGCUUGAGAGGGGACACUGAAAGCACUGAGGCGGGCACCCAAAGGUGUCGCGACCACAACCCUGCCGGCGACUCCAUGCCGGGUUGGAGGCUUCUGGCUCAGGCGGGCGCCCAGUUACUGGGCUGCGGCGCCGGCUGCGGUGCUGUCCCGGGCUUGGGGAGUAGAACAAACAUCUGGCUUUUUGUUAGAAGUCUCCAUGGUAAGAGUCCAACUUGGUGGGAUGAGCAUCUUUCUGAAGAAAAUGCCUCAUUUGUUAAGCAGUUGGUCUCUGAUGAAGAUAAAGCCCAGUUAGCAAGUAAACUGUGUCCUCUGAAAGAUGAACCAUGGCCUAUACAUCCUUGGGAACCAGGUUCUUCCCGAGUUGGCCUUAUUGCCCUGAAGCUGGGCAUGAUGCCUUUAUGGACCAAGGAUGGUAAAAAGCAUGUGGUCACAUUACUUCAGGUACGCGAUUGUCAUGUCUUAAAAUACACUUCAAAGGAAAACCAUAAUGGAAAAAUGGCAGCCCUAACUGUAGGAGGGAAAACUGUGUCACGUUUCCGUAAAUCUGAAUCUACAUUGGAAUUUUACCGAGAACUUGGAUUGCCACCAAAACAGAGCAUUAAAAUCUUUCAUGUAACAGAUAAUGCUGUAAUUAAGCCAGGCACUCCUCUAUAUGCUGCUCACUUUCGUCCCGGACAGUAUGUGGACGUCACUGCCAAAACCAUUGGUAAAGGUUUUCAGGGAGUCAUGAAAAGAUGGGGAUUUAAAGGCCAGCCUGCUUCCCAUGGUCAGACGAAAACCCAUAGGAGACCUGGAGCUAUUGCAACUGGUGACAUUGCCAGAGUCUGGCCUGGAACUAAAAUGCCUGGGAAAAUGGGAAACCGAUAUAGGACCUCAUUUGGACUGAAAGUCUGGAGAAUAAACACAAAACACAAUAUAAUCUAUGUAAAUGGCUCAGUGCCUGGACAUAAAAAUUGCUUAGUAAAGAUCAAAGAUUCUAAUCUGCCUGCCUAUAAGGAACUCAGUAAAAAUCUACCAUUCCCUACAUAUUUUCCUGAUGGAAAUGAAGAGGAACUACCAGAAGAUUUAUAUGAUGAAAAUGUGUGUCAGCCCAGUGCACCUUCUAUUACGUUUGCCUGAUAUGCUCAGACCACACAUAGUCUGUGAGCUCUGAUAAGCCAUUACAAUAAUAUAACCAAGAAUUCUGUUCCCUCCUUAGUCACAGCACUAUACCUUUCAUUUUUGUAAAGGAUUUAAAUAUAUCACUUCUUCCUAGCUGAAUUUUGUUAGAAAAAUUACCACAUUUAAUAAACCAGUUAAGUAGAUCACAUUUGCUAAAAUUGGCAGUUUGGAUAUUGACAAAGUGGUUUUAAUUUGUAUACGUCAUCCUUUCACUACACAUGUC